Molecule: messenger RNA, 8223 nt
Organism: Rattus norvegicus (Norway rat)
Lineage: Eukaryota; Metazoa; Chordata; Mammalia; Rodentia; Muridae
Source: RefSeq, a predicted model, not a curated record
GUUUUGAAACUGCUUACUAUUAAUGUUUUGACAUUACCAUGUGUUUUUAAAUUCAGUAGUGUAUAUAUAUUUUAAAUGUUUAAAUGCAUUGAUGUUUUGCCUGCAGGUAAGUCAGUGUGAGGGUGCCAGAUCUGGAACUGAGGUUACACAUAGCCAUGAGCUGCCUUAUAUCAGCUGGGAUUUGAAAUCAGGUCUUCUGGAAGCCAGUGCUCUUAACUACUGAGACAUCUUUCUAGUCCUAAUAGCUUAUUUUAUUUUAUUUUUAUAAAGUUAGGUGCACAAGAGUUUGUUUAGAAUAGUAAUGUCUUUUUGGGUAACUAGUCCCUUGAUGAGAAUAAGGUGUCUGUCUUUAUCUCUUCUGUUUAGCUUAGUCUAUUUGAAGUCUUUUUUCUUUUCUUUUCUUUUCUUUUUUUUUUUUACCAGAUAUUAGGAUAGUGAUAACUGCCAUUUGUACUCAAAGUCAUUAUUGACAUGUGUGUGUUGUGGUCUUAUGACGUGGAUUUUGGUGUUUGUGCUCUUCAUUGGACUUUGUGUCGUAAUUAUAGCUUUGUAUUUCUUUCUGGUCUCUUCGUUGUCUUUAUUCCUCUCUGCAGCCUUCAGCAUUGGUUCCUGCAUUUUUUCUUUAGGUUUGGUUUGCUAGAUACUAAAAAUUUAAAGUCAUAUAUGUGUUUGUAUGUAUGUAUGUAUGUAUGUAUGUAUAUACAUAUAAUACAUAUAUAUAUACACAUAUGUGUGUGUGUGUGUGUGUGUGUGUGUGUGUGUAUGAGAAAGUUUUUUUCUUUCUCUUGCAACUAUGGUGGAUAGUUUUGCUGGGUAUAUUAGUCUCAAUUUACCUUCAUGAUUGUUUAGGACUUGGACUGUAUUGCUCCAGGCUUUUCUGGCUUUCAAUGUUUUCCAUGAGAAAUCAGCAAUUAUUCUGAUAGGUUUGCUUUUAUAUGUGACUUAUGCUUUUUCUCUUGAAGCUUUUAAUACUCUUUCUUUGUUCUGUAUACUUAGUAUUUUAAUUGAUAGGCCAGCCAUGGGGGGUUUCUUUUCCAGUCUUGUGUAUCUGUCUUCUUGUAUCUGAAUAAGUAUGUCAUUUCUAAGGUUAGGAAAGUUUUUCUCUAUGGUCUUGUUGAACAUCUGGUCUAUGGUGUUGACUUGGGAUUCUUCAUCUAUUCCUACGAUUUGAAGGUUUGGUCUUUUCAUGGUGCCCCACAUUUUCUGUAUGUUUCUUUUUUUUAAUUUUUUCUAUAAUUUUUAUUUAUAUGAGUACACUAUAACUAUCUCAGACACAGCAAAAGAGGGCACCAAAUCUCAUUACAGAUGGUUGUGAGUCACUAUGUGGUUGCUGGGAAUUGAACUCAGGACCUCUGGAAGAGCAGCCAGUGCUCUUAACCACUGAGUCAUCUCUCCACCAUGUAUGUUUCUUUCCAGUGCGUGUGUGUGGGAAGGGGAGUGGGAGGAUUUUAAUUUAGUCUUCUACAAAUAAUAAACAAGCAACUACCACUAAGCUGCAUUCCUAUCCCCCAAACAAUUUAAGGCAAUACUUUUUACAAAUGAUUGCCAGUCUACCAUAUCAGUUAUACUUCAUUUUAAUUUUUCAAAGUUCCUGAGCAAUGUAUACAUGUAUAUUUUGAAGGCUUGUAUGAAAAUAUUGAGUAUAUAACUUUCUACUGAUUUUCCUACUUAAAGUAGCAGUAUCAACAUUUUCCGGCAUUGCUUCACUGUCUUAUAUUUAAUGACUAAUAUAUAAUAUUAAAUACAGUGAACUUACCUAUGUUCACUUUGUAAUUUAGGAUAUUUUAAAUAAUAUGUAACAAGCCAUAAUAAUACUCUAACCAUAUGAAGGAAUCACUGAACACCUUUAGUGGCUUGGGGUGGGUGGAAGAGGCCUAUAAUCCCAGCAUUUAGAAAGCAUAGGGAGAGGGAUCACCAAAAAACAUAAUUCUGGAAAGUUACAUCUCUUCUGAGGAAAUUCCCACCCCAACCUCUAGAAGUAACCGAUAUACUUUUUUUAAAUUAUAUUUAUUUACUUACAUCCCAAACAUUUCCCCCUUCCUGGUCUCCCCCUCACAGAGACCUUGCCUCCAUCCUCCUCCUCCUCUGAGAGGGUGCGCCUACCCAACCCCCCUUCCCUGGUGCAUCAAGUCUCUGUCAGAGUAGGGGCAUCCUCUCCAACUGAGGCCAGACAAGGCAACCUGUUGGGGAACCAAUACCACAGUCAGGUUUAGGGAGAGCCUUCAUUACAGUUGUCCAAUAUUAUUGUUUUCUAUGUAAAUCAUCUUUGUUUUGAAAAUAGUGUUUCUAUUCAGCCAGCCACAUAGCAAGAGCCCAUUUCAAAAUCAAAUAAACAAGAAACCAUUUAGAGAGCAAAUAUCUUCAGGUAACAUAAGAAAAUGAUAAAAUAAAUAUCCUCACAAGAAUCAUGCCAGAGUGGGUAUUAAUUGGGUUGUGACUAAGCACGCACUGAAUUUGUAUUUAGACUCCUUGUUGGUCUAAAGAUCCUAUUUCUCAGUUUGUGUUUAUACUGUAAUGAGUCCUUUUAGAUUGAAGCCCCAGAGACGUCCACAUAAACAUAGUGAUACGGCACAGAGAAGCAGCAGGAUAUAGAAGCAAGCCAGUGGGUCUGGGAUCCAACAGACUUGAGCUGCUGGGUCAAUGUCGAGAUGCUAGUUUCUGCAGAAAUACUUCUUCUCACCAUGGCUCUACUUAGGAUCUAAAGAGCUGGGAACAGCCUAGGAGUCCGUAAGAGAAAACAAGUAAGUCGGGGUAUUCAGUCAUGUUAUGCAGCAAUAAAGAGAGUGAACCGAGAGUUCAGGGGCAAACACAGGUAAAGAGGUUUUACACAAGGAGUCCUCACACACUCUCCCCUAGUAGAAGGAGUCCAGACAGGUGGAGGUGAUUGACUGGCAAACAAAGUACCGGUUCCUUCUGGAGGUUGGGGUGGGACUUUGCCCAGAAGAGACACAGGACCUUUCUGGGAUGCUGGUCAUGUUCUGUGGUGUAACCAGGAUUUGGGCCGUGUGUGUUUUCUGGAACAUGGAUAAUGGCAUUCUUAGGUUUUGUGCUCAAUACUCUUUGUAAAACUUUGCUGAAAGAAGAAAUCUAAAGGGUGGAGAGACACCUCGUUAAUGGUACCACAUAGAAGGCAUUUGCCCUUUAUUUAGCUGUAAUAAAAAUAUAUUCCAAUAGAUGGGGGAUUAUUGAUAGGUAAUUGGGAAGACAGUAAGACAGUAUUACAAAAUAUUUCCUGCAUGAUUAAAGCUUUUCGUAACCAGACAUUGGAAAAUAUCUUUUGAUCUGGGGCAUGUUUGAUAUAGCUUUGAGUUUGGAUUUCUACAAAGUGGGGCCAAUGACUUCUCACAAAACCAAGCAUCUGCUGUCUCAGGCUGCCAUUUUGUGAGCUGCAGUGUUUGAAGACCUGACGGCCCCGCCCAUCAACAGUGGUCUGAAGUACAAUGUGGUUAACUUACUGUUGAUACGAGUGACAGACCGCCUGCCUCCUGGGGGCUGGCUAUAUAUUGAGUGGAAGAACGGCUUUUAAUGUUGGCCUUAAUAGUUCAGACUCCCUCAGUGCAUCCCACAGUGAUACUUUGCCCAAAGGCAAAGGUGAGAGCAGGGACCAAGUGUCAUAGGCAAUCAUAAUUUGGGUUUCGAUAUUUCAAAAAGAGCUUUAGUUAUCUGGCCCAUUUGUGUGUCAGACAUUUCGAGCAGGUACAGCAUGACUGGUGUCCUCCCAGAUGCUAGAAAUACAGGGAUGGAUGAAUGUAUAGAAACCUACAGCUUCCUGCCCUCUUGAAGUUCACAUUCUGGAAAUAAACAUUGCGUUUACAGGGAUCAAUCGGUCUGGCAGAAGGACAAGGUAGCUUUUCCUACCACCCAUACUGAUAGUCAUUGCAGCACAACCAUAACGAAAGGCUAGCUAAUCCAAGAACCCGUAUAACAUUCAUCUUGCUACACUUCUCUGCGGUAUACGGCCCUCCAGAAGGGAAGCUCUGAAGACCCAUGGAAAACUGAUCUCAUCCUUGGGUUCAGUAAAGACUGGACAGGACAGCCAUUGUGGAAAUGCAGAUGGAUUCUGAGGGUGUAGUCUAUUGGUAACAACUGAAAGAGAAACUCGGCAAGACCUGUAUGCUCGGAUUCUUGGUCUUUCUGUGUAGCAUUCCUUCUGAGAAUCUGGCAAGACCCUGCUUGAAGGGAGAAUGGAAAAGGUAACUGUAGUUAUAUUGCCUGCUUCAAAGAAGGGCUCUAGCUUCUAUGAUGAACCUUGGGUAACCAGAAUCCUGAUCUCUAUCACUUGCUUCUGGAUGGGGGUAGGGGGGGGAAGCAGAAGUGAAUCGGCAGAAAGGUGGGACAAAGUCAAACUGUUUCCGAGGGCUGAAAAUACACAGCACAUCCUGGGGCCGCACAGUGGAGUCAAUUUUGAUGUGAAAGAACAAGGUGAGUGUAGACCAGAGCUUGAAAUAGCCAAUGGCCUUCGUCAGGCCAACCAUGAGACGAGAAGCAGAUUCAGAUGCCAGGAGGCAAUGUAGUCAGUCCGGUUGGUUCUUUAUUCUUGACUUCUGAUUUAUACCCACAGAGUCUUUGAAUAGUGCAGUUACAUAGAGCUGAGCAUGAGUCGCCAAGCUGCUUACAAUCAUAAUAAGGUGUUCUGGAAGUGGGUUUGUCCUGUGCCUACUCAAUUGCCCCAGCAAACAAUCCAGCACUUCCUGCUAACAGGAAGCGGGGGUGGGGUGGGGGUGGGGAGCCGUCAUAAAACAAAGCAUUUGUACCAGUCAUCCACAGCAAGAACAUUUGUCCCACCCCACGCAAAGUUCAUUACAGGUUCCCAGCGAGGGAUUGAGACGAACCGAUAAAUAUAUAUUCACAGAUAAAACCUGCCAACUCUGUAACACACGUGGGGACAAGCAAAAGCAGUUUCUUCAGCCAUUUUGCAUCAUGAGUUCUUUGGUCUUGCUAUAUUGAUCUUCUCUGAGCUUCUACUGGUAAUGAUCAAUGCUCCUUGAAUGGUAAUUGGAUUAUAGUUGACUGUUUCCAUUUGCUCCUGACUUUCGAAGCCUAAUAAAGAAAUGUCUAGGGAUGAGGGAAGAGGUGUUCAAAUGAUGCUAAUGAAAAACUUAAUGACACAAACUGUGUGCAAAAUAAGCAAACACAGGUCACUGCCCAGACAAGUGCAGACCUGCGUUCCCUUGCAGGUAUGGCUAAUAUGAGAAUCUGUGUUUCCUGGUAUCUUUUAAGGUCAAGAAGAACGAAAGAGUGUUGGAUGGGGCUGGAAUGUUAGAAUGCAGGAGAAUUCCCCUCUGUUCCUGACUAGCUUUGAAGAGUUUGAGAGCACUGGGUGUAUUUGUUUGUUUGUUGUAACUCUGGCACUCCGAAGUAGGCUAGCGCUCUACCCCCGAGCUACAACCUGCUCUGAAAAGCCUAGGCAAGUUAUUUGACUCCCAUUUUCUCUAACGAGCUUUAUUUUGGGGAAGCAUCACUUGAGGUCACACAUUCAGCAUAAUUUUGGUCUUAUAAAGUACUUCAUACAUUUAAGUUUUUACCCCAAAGAUUUCUAAGGUGAUGUCACAGCCUUCUCAGUGGAUAUGAUUUGCUAAGUACAGAGGGAUGGUAAAAUAUGUCAGUCUGUCUGACUGUUUAUAUAAGUACACAUUCACAAACCAGUAAAACACCCCUCCCUCUGGUGCCCUGAUUUGUUUCAUGUUACAACAGCUCCAGUCAUCUCUGAAUUCCGAGUAUUCUCCCGCCAGCCAAGCCAAGGAACAACCUGACAGAAGAUCCUCUGUUUGCUCCUCGCUUUCAGGUCAACUGUGCAUUUUUAAAAGGACUAUCUUGCUAUAAACUCAGGCUAGACAGUGUUUAAAGACUCGAUGCAUUUGGGGUUGGGAGCAGGCCUUCAUCCGUCCCACAGGUCUAGAGAGAAAGCUCUGCUAGGCAUUUACCUAGACGCAAAUCCCGUUGAAACGAAAAAGUUUUACUCUUUGUUUAAGCUGAAGAGUGUCGUGGCUUUCAGGGUAACAGGAUUGCUAACAGAAGAAAAAUUAAUACUUUUCCUUCUGGUAUGCCUUUACAUAAAGUGUUCCUCUUCGGCAAGAAUAACUGAUACCAUCUGUGGGCGUUUGUUCCCCACUCGUGGCUUGCAGACUUGCAUUUAAAUCUGCAUGCUUCUUUUUCUAAGCUGCUUUUCAAAUUGCGGGAACACAAGAGCUAGCCUUAGCCGGUGGCCAAACACUGCCUUUGAGUCCGAAGUCUUUUUAACCUCUUGCUUCCAACUUGCAUCUAAAGGCAAAACAAUCCUGGAGACACGGCCCUCCCCCUGCCUGUGAUAGGCUGCUUGGAAUAGCAACAGCCUGUGUCACCGAAAAGGGCAAAGCCUUCGGAAAUAGAAACAAAGUUGGUUACAAAUCACACUGGCUUUGCCCGAAGGUCGCCCCCCCUCCAACCCCUCCCACUCUUCUUUAGCAUGCUGCCCAUGGGGACAGUGACCAUUGCUGUCAGCGCGGUAGGUCGGGGUGGUCCGGUGGCGAGGGAGAAGCUGUAAGUCCAACGGUGACCAUGGUACCUGUUGAAAACACAGAGGGCCCCAAUCUGCUGAACCAGAAGGGGAGAGAGGCGGAGACCGACGGCAGCUGUGGAGCCAGUGGCGGCCGGCAUCCUGCCUGCGCGGGAGGUCCCGGCAUGUUUACAUUCUUGACAUCUGUUACCGCAGCCAUCAGCGGCCUCCUGGUGGGUUAUGAACUUGGGCUCAUCUCUGGGGCUCUUCUGCAGAUCAGAACACUCUUAGCCCUGACCUGCCAUGAGCAGGAAAUGGUUGUGAGCUCCCUCCUCAUCGGGGCAUUCCUCGCCUCUCUCACCGGAGGCGUGCUGAUAGACAGGUACGGAAGAAGGCUCACCAUAAUCCUGUCGUCCUGUCUCCUAGGACUCGGAAGCUUAGUCUUGAUACUGAGCUUGUCCUACACACUUCUUAUCACGGGACGUGUUGCUAUAGGGGUUUCCAUCUCCCUGUCUUCCAUUGCCACAUGUGUGUAUAUUGCAGAGAUUGCCCCCCAACACAGAAGAGGACUUCUUGUGUCGCUGAACGAGCUGAUGAUUGUCACAGGUAUCCUCUUUGCCUAUAUUUCAAAUUACGCAUUCGCCAACAUCUCCAAUGGUUGGAAGUACAUGUUUGGCCUCGUGAUUCCCCUGGGUGUUCUGCAAGCAAUUGCUAUGUACUUUCUUCCUCCAAGUCCUCGUUUCCUGGUGAUGAAGGGACAAGAGGAGGCUGCGGGCAAAGUCCUCAGGAAGCUAAGAGUGAUCUCAGACACUGCUGAAGAACUCACUUUGAUCAAAUCUUCCUUGAAAGAUGAGUAUCAGUAUAGUUUUUGGGAUCUGUUUCGCUCCAAGGACAACAUGAGGACCAGAAUCCUGAUAGGUCUGACACUAGUAUUUUUUGUCCAAACCACCGGCCAACCAAACAUACUGUUCUACGCAUCGACUGUCUUGAAGUCUGUUGGCUUCCAGAGCAACGAGGCAGCUAGCCUUGCCUCCACAGGGGUUGGCGUGGUCAAGGUGGUUAGCACCAUCCCAGCAACCCUCCUUGUGGACCACGUUGGCAGCAAAACCUUCCUCUGCAUCGGCUCCUCUGUGAUGGCUGCUUCACUGUUGACCAUGGGCAUUGUGAAUCUCAACAUCAACAUGAACUUCACCAACAUCUGCAGAAGCCAUAGUCCUCUUAACCAGUCCCUGGAGGAGUUGGUGUUCUAUGCAACAGGAAACCUGUCCGUUAGCAAUAGCAGUCUCGGGGAGCACCUUAAAAGAGUCACUCCCUAUAGCAAGGGCUUGUUUAUUCCCCUGGGGAAUGGCAUGGAGCCCAAAGGGGAGAUGGCCUUCACAUCUUUACCAAAUGCUGGACUGAGCCGAACUGACCGCCAGGGAGUCACGGACCCUGCAGUCGUCCCAGCUGUUUACAAAUGGCUGUCCCUGGCCAGCUUGCUUGUUUACGUGGCUGCGUUUUCAAUUGGUCUGGGACCCAGUCAUCACUUCCUAUCUCAGUGCAAUAGAACAGACUUCCCCUCUGUGGAGAAUCCAGAUCGAUUUUGGAAACAAUCAGUGGGUUCAUGGCUUCUGCUCCCUUAAAAGUGCCUUGGCUGGUGCUCAGUGAGAUCUUUCCCGGUGGAAUUAGAGGCCGUGCCAUGGCCCUGACUUCUAGCAUGAACUGGGGGAUCAACCUUCUCAUCUCCUUGACAUUUCUGACGGUGACUG